GCGGGCUGCACGCCCGGACCACCGACUGGGUCGCUGCCCUGGCCCCUCGGACGACGGAUCCGUCGUCCCGGGCUGUCGGUCGAUGCGAACGGUGCUUGAGCGGAUCUCAACUGCAUCCUGUCGGCGGCCCGCUUCCGAAUCGCAUCCGAUACUGUAUCUGAUACAUCCUCUGAUAUUACAUCGGAUAGAUCUUCUGAUACUGCUUCUGAUAUUGCAACCCAACCCGCAACCCAACUGCCCUGUGAGCCCGCACGCCAUCCGCCAUGGCCGAAUCCAAUCUCGAGACCCGUCGGGUCGUCAUUCUGGGCUCGUCGGCCUCCGGAAAGACAUCGCUUGUGAAUCGGGCUGUCCACAAUUCGUUUGCACACGAUUACUGCCAGACCUUUGGAGCCGAUCUUACUGUCAAAACCGUGAUCGAUGGGCAGAAGCGGGUGCUCCACAUGUGGACAUGCGGCGGACAUGAGCGCUACCGCCCAUUGCUGGAGCAGUUCUGCAUCGAUGUGCAUGCUGCCUUGAUAUGCUGCGAUUUGCUGAGCAUGCUGUCGUUCCAGGAGCUGUCAUACUGGUUCAACGAGAUCAAGAGACUCUCUCCGGACGCAAUUAUUCUCCUCGUCGGCACUAAGUCCGACGAGACUGACAGCAUGGCAGUCAAGGUCCAGGAUCUCAUGAAGGUUGCGCAAGAAUGGGGCGUCGAUUUCAAGGCUGUCUCUGCAAAAACUGGGGCCGGUGUCAACGAGCUCUUUGAUUUAGUGGUGCAGACGGUAUCGUGAAGUAGGAAUGAUCACCUGCAGUAAGACCGGCAGUGUGUCGGCCAGCUCUGUGGUGGCAUCGCCCAUUCCGGCUGCAGCUCCAGGGAAAGAAAGCGAGCCUUUGUCCAAACUCGUUGAGCGCGAGGUCGAUCAUCGUGAACAACGAUCGAUUUGCGCGCUGUGGAAGUAUUCCUGGAGAGGCUGAUGAUGUGUGGUGGAUUGGAACGCAGAAUUGCAUUCACCGGACAAGAAAUUAUGGGUUUAGAUCCACGCUGGCGACGGAGGCGGCCGUGCGGAAGUUGCGGGGUGUUGGUAUUCUUUGGCGGAUUGGAUGAAAAUGUG
Molecule: messenger RNA, 1091 nt
Organism: Polychytrium aggregatum
Lineage: Eukaryota; Fungi; Chytridiomycota; Chytridiomycetes; Polychytriales
Product: P-loop containing nucleoside triphosphate hydrolase protein
Exons: 5
Coding region: 264-770 (168 amino acids)
Molecular function (GO): GTPase activity; GTP binding
Source: RefSeq, a predicted model, not a curated record